GUGGCGCCACCGCCGCCAUGGAGGCCACGUCAGUGCCCGCCCCGCAACCCGGAACCGCUUCAUGGCGCGGCGCUUUUCCGUUCCCUUCAGCGCCGGCACGCAGCGGGCCCCGCGCUGUAGCACGGGCCGCUCAGGCUGCCGGGGUGCCUGGAGCUCGAGGCGUGAUGGCGGCGCCGGCGACCUCCGCGACGCCGCCGAAGAAGAUCGUAGCACCCACCGUGUCGCAGAUUAACGCGGAGUUCGUCACCCAGUUAGCAAACAAAUAUUGGGCUCCCCAUGCGAAGAAAAAACUGUCUUUUGAUUCAAAGGUUAUUGAAGAUGUAUAUGCAAAAGAAAUUGUCAAAUCAAAGUUUGCAAUUAGAAAGAUAAUGCUUCUUGAAUUCAGCCAGUACCUUGAAAAUUACCUAUGGAUGAAUUAUUCUCCAGAGGUGUCCAGUAAGGCAUACUUAAUGUCAAUCUGCUGUAUGGUGAACGAGAAGUUCAGAGAGAAUGUCCCUGCGUGGGAGACAUUCAAAAAGAAGUCAGAGCACUUUCCCUUCUUUUUCAAAUGCAUUCUGGAAGCAUCACUGGUUGAGGAUGAUGAUGAAUUCUCUCUACAUGAACAGACAGUUCUCCUACUUUUCCUUGAUCAUUGCUUCAAUAGUUUGGAAGUGGAUUUGAUAAGAGGUCAGGUGCAGCAGCUCAUUUCCUUACCGAUGUGGAUGGCUCUACAACCUAAACGACUGGAGCAAGAGCUGAAAAAGACACCAAAACUAAGAAAAUUCUGGAAUCUAAUUAAGAAAAAUGAUGAGAAAAUGCAUGAGGAGGCAAGAGUGCAAGCAUAUCGAGAGAGAAGAUUUCUUUCACAGCUCAUUCAGAAAUUCAUUUCUGUGCUAAAAUCAAUACCUGUCUCAGGUCCUGUUUCUAUGGACAAAGUUCAUUAUUGUGAGAGAUUCAUUGAACUCAUGAUCGAUCUUGAGGCUUUGCUUCCCACACGACGCUGGUUUAAUACAGUGUUGGAUGACUCCCAUCUUGUUGUUCACUGUUACUUGUCAAGUCUUGCCAAAAGAGAGAAGGAGGGUCAUCUCUUUUGCCAGCUUUUAGAUAUGCUUAAAUUCUACACUGGCUUUGAAAUCAAUGAUCAAACUGGAAAUGCUUUGACAGAGAAUGAGAUGACAACAAUUCACUAUGACAGAAUUACUUCUUUACAGAGAGCAGCAUUUGCACACUUCCCGGAGUUGUAUGACUUUGCACUCUCAAAUGUAGCUGCAGUAGAUACUCGUGAUGCACUGGUGAAGUUAUUUGGACCACUCAGCUCAAAUGUACUCCACCAGGUGGCAUCAUACCUCUGCUUGCUGCCUUCCCUUCCAGAAGGAAACGAUACCAGCUAUGAGAAGGAGUUUCUGCUAGAGCUGCUGGUUUCCCGUCAUGAGAGACGAAUAUCUCAAAUUCAGCAGCUCAAUCAGAUGCCUCUUUAUCCCACAGAGAAGAUUAUUUGGGAUGAAAAUAUAGUCCCAACUGAAUAUUAUUCUGGAGAAGGCUGUCUUGCACUUCCCAAACUGAAUCUACAGUUUCUGACUCUUCACGAUUACUUGCUAAGGAACUUCAAUCUCUUUCGCUUGGAGUCGACUUAUGAGAUCAGACAGGAUAUUGAAGAUAGCGUCAGUAGGAUGAAACCAUGGCUGUCAGAAUAUGGAGGUGUGGUCUUUGGUGGAUGGGCCAGGAUGGCACAGCCCAUUGUGUCUUUCACAGUGGUGGAGGUUGCAAAGCCCAAUAUUGGUGAAAACUGGCCCAUGCGAGUACGAGCAGAUGUCACAAUUAAUUUGAAUGUUAGAGAUAGCAUCAAAGAUGAAUGGGAAGGUCUACGGAAACAUGAUGUCUGUUUUUUGGUGACUGUGCGUCCCACACAACCUUAUGGCACUAAGUUUGACCGAAGACGACCUUUUGUUGAGCAAACUGGCCUGGUAUAUGUUAGAGGCUGUGAAAUCCAGGGCAUGUUGGAUGAGAAGGGACGUGUUAUUGAAGAGGGACCUGAACCCAAACCAAGACUUAAAGGCGACUGCAGAACAUACAGAGUAUUUCUGGACCCAAACCAGUAUCAACAAGACAUGACCAAUACAAUCCAAAAUGGAGCAGAAGAUGUAUACGAGACUUUUAAUAUAAUAAUGAGAAGAAAACCAAAAGAAAACAAUUUCAAGGCUGUUCUGGAAACUAUUAGAAAUCUAAUGAACACAGAUUGUGUGGUUCCUGACUGGCUACAUGACAUCAUUCUUGGAUAUGGAGACCCAAGUAGUGCACACUAUUCAAAAAUGCCAAAUCAGAUUGCAUCUCUAGAUUUUAAUGACACCUUCCUGUCUAUUGAUCACUUAAAAGCUAGCUUUCCUGGGUACAAUAUUAAAGUGACUGUUGACAAUCCGGAACUACAAGUACCUCCCUUCAGGAUAACUUUCCCAAUAACAGGAGGUAAAGGAAAGAAAAGAAAAGAGGAUGGGAAUGAAGAAAAAUCUGAAGAAGUGAAAACAUUGAUUGUAGAGCCUCACAUCAUUCCAAACAGGGGACCAUAUCCAUAUAAUCAACCAAAACGCAAUACUAUUCAAUUUACCCAUACCCAGAUUGAAGCUAUUCGUGCAGGAAUGCAACCUGGACUAACUAUGGUAGUAGGUCCACCUGGUACAGGGAAAACUGACGUUGCAGUCCAGAUAAUAUCCAAUCUCUAUCAUAAUUUCCCAGAACAACGAACUCUUAUAGUUACCCACUCUAAUCAGGCCUUGAACCAGCUGUUUGAAAAAAUCAUGGCUCUAGACAUUGAUGAGCGCCACCUCCUGCGCCUGGGUCACGGAGAAGAGGAAUUGGAGACAGAGAAAGAUUUCAGCAGGUAUGGAAGAGUGAAUUAUGUUCUGGCUCGAAGACUUGAACUCCUGCGAGAAGUUGGGCGAUUGCAAGAGAGUCUUGGUGUUCCAGGAGAUGUUUCUUACACUUGUGAAACAGCUGGCCACUUUUUCUUAUACCAAGUAAUGUCUCGUUGGGAAGAAUAUAUCAGCAAAGUGAAAGUUAAAGGUGGAAAAUUACCAGAUGUUACAGAUGUGUCCAGUUUCUUUCCCUUUCAUAAGUAUUUUGCAAAUGCUCCUCAACCAAUUUUCAGAGGCAGAUCCUAUGAAGAAGAUAUGGAGAUUGCUGAAGGGUGUUUUAGACAUCUAAAGAAAAUCUUCACUCAGCUUGAGGAAUUCAGAGCAUUUGAACUUCUCCGCAGUGGCCUGGAUAGAUCUAAAUACCUGUUGGUGAAAGAGGCAAAAAUCAUUGCUAUGACUUGUACCCAUGCCGCUCUGAAACGACACGACCUGGUUGAAUUAGGCUUCAAAUAUGACAACAUCUUAAUGGAAGAGUCUGCACAGAUUCUGGAAAUAGAAACCUUUAUACCUCUCCUGUUACAGAACCCUCAGGAUGGAUUCAGUCGUUUGAAGCGGUGGAUUAUGAUUGGUGACCAUCACCAGUUGCCACCAGUCAUUAAGAACAUGGCUUUUCAAAAAUACUCCAACAUGGAGCAGUCCCUCUUCACACGGUUUGUUCGUGUUGGAGUGCCAACUGUUGAUUUGGAUGCACAAGGAAGAGCAAGAGCAAGUUUAUGUAACCUCUACAACUGGCGUUAUAAAAAUCUGGGUAAUCUACCUCACGUGCAGCUUAUGCCAGAGUUCAGAACAGCCAAUGCUGGGUUUUUAUACGACUUCCAACUUAUAAAUGUAGAAGACUUCAAUGGUGUGGGAGAGUCUGAACCCAAUCCUUAUUUCUAUCAGAAUCUUGGUGAAGCAGAAUAUGUUGUGGCACUUUUCAUGUAUAUGUGCCUGCUUGGUUAUCCUGCAGACAGGAUAAGUAUCCUGACAACGUACAACGGACAGAAACAUCUGAUCCGAGAUGUCAUUAACCAGCGUUGUGGAAAUAACCCAUUGAUUGGACGGCCAAACAAGGUAACAACUGUGGACAGAUUUCAAGGUCAACAAAAUGAUUAUAUUCUCCUUUCAUUAGUGCGUACCAAAGCUGUAGGCCACCUUAGAGAUGUCCGACGAUUAGUCGUUGCCAUGUCAAGAGCCAGGCUUGGGCUUUAUAUCUUUGCAAGAGUAUCGCUCUUUCAGAACUGUUUUGAGCUAACUCCAGCUUUCAGCCAACUCACAGCUAGACCACUUCACCUCCAUAUAAUUCCCACAGAAUGUUUUCCAGCAGCAAGACAGAAUGGGGAACCACCGACUCACCAAAUACAUGUUAUCAAGAAUAUGCCUCAAAUGGCUAACUUUGUUUACAACAUGUAUAUGCACAUGAUACAGAGUACACGCCAUUACCAACAGCGUUUAUUACCCCCACCUGCCAUGAUUGAAGAGCCUGAAACUACUCAAACUCAAGAGUCUGAAGCAGAAGUUGAAGUGCAGGGUAUUCAGGAAGAUGCAGAAGAAAAUAAGGUAGAAGAAGAAAUGGUAAAGGAAGAAUUGAAGGUGUCAGAAGUGGAUGAACAUCGAACAAUGCCAGAACACCCUGGAAGAGACAGUGAUAGUGAAGACAGUGAACCUGAGGAUGAGAAUGAAAAGUGAUCCAAGUGAUGUUUGUACUCUUACUUAUUCUGGAAAACAAAUGGGAAAAUGCAGUUAGAAAUAUGAUUGCUAUUUUUACAUUGACUUUUCUUAAAUGAUUCCAUGUGUGAUGUAACCUUGUUUUCACUGAAUGCUUUCUGGGCAAAAAAGAUAAUUGGUAGUCAUUUCACUGAGUUCUUGUCAGUAUCAGUAAUGUAAUUUGCUUAUUCAACUCAAAUGAUAUACAUAAGUUUUUUAGUAAAGAUACUUUUACACAAAUUUGGAAUUCUUUUCUUAUGCCUUUAAUUCAGUUAAUGAAUUAGCUUUUAAGCUUCACUGAUUACCUAUAUUUAGUAUUGAUCAGACACUGUAGUUUCUUUAAUAUUUUGCAGUGGAGAAUUUUUUACACGGAACAGUGUUUAUAUACACUGAGAUGAUAUUGUAGGUUUUGGCUCGAGUUUAGUAAGCUAUUUAAUUGCAAGUUUGAGAAAUGGGAAUUACCAUGGCACUUUGAAAUUUUGAAAGAGUUUUAUUGAAUUGGGAGUUUAACAAGCUCUCAGAAUAAGGUACAGGUACUUGUAGCAACUGUUCCAUUGUUGACUGCCACUGCUGUUGCUACUUGAUUGUCCCUUACACAAGAAGUAAGGAUACAACUUCUAAAACAGCAUUAUUUUUUUAAGUUAGAAUCUUGAAAUAAGAUCUAUUUCAUUUUUAAGAGAACAGCAGGAUAAAGCCCCAUCAGGAAAGCAAAUAAAAGGAAUUUGGUGAAGGCAGGAUUCACAAAACAUGUAAUAUCAAUAUUAGAGAUGUAAUGGGUGAGUAUGUUUUCUGGAGUGAUUUCUAAACAUACAUCUUUCAUAAACUGAUUAGUGAAAGCUUUUUCCCUAGCUUAUUAAGAAUAUCUGUCAACUGCAGAUUAUCCAGUGGUUCAGGAAGGUUUAUGAAUUCCCAAAUUUAAUUUUCAAACAAAACAGGAACAUCUUUCCUGACAAAAGGAAAAUACUUAGUUUUCAAAUGUUGCAGUUCUGAAGAUUCCAGAAGAAUUUCUUCACUAAAUUGAUCAGAAAUGCAUUAGCUUACAAGCUUUUAUUACCAUGUUUGAAGAUCUUUAUCACAGAAUUGCAGGGUUUGAAAGGAAUCUCAGGAUUGAGUCCAACUUCCCUGCUAAAGCAGAUACCCUACAAUAGGUUGCACAGACCUAGAGGGAUCUUGAAUAUUUUUUUUAACUUCUUAUUCACACAAAAAAGAAAAACUACUCUUUUGACUGAAACUGUGUCAUUUCAUUACUUGUUCUGAGUGGAAGAUGAUGUAAAUUCUUUGCCAUUGGAGAACAAACAGCAAUGUGUUUAAUAUUAGGAUGGUAAGCUUUAUGUGGUAACAUUCAUGUGUUCAAGCAGGGCAGAAUAAUACUGGGCCUUCAAGCAACAUGCAACAAGCUCAGCUGAUGUCUGUCAUCUCUGUUUUCCAAACCAUUUUUACAAAUAUUUUUGAGCCAGGCAAUCAUUUAUUAUACUUCAGAAUUCUGGGGAAAAAAAUUAGUAAAGGAUUCUGGAGGGUUGUUGUUUUUUUUUUUUUAAAUCUAAAAUGGAUGGUUUAAUUGACAGGGAUUCCAUCAAUACUGCAGGGAAAAAGCAACCAAAUCUAGAAGAGACUGUAAAGAUGUAGAUUUGUAUAUGGCUUGCAGUGUAAUCUUUCUGCUGGUGUAUGAGCACACCUAGCCUGUUUAAUACUGUGUUCCAUGUGCAAGCCUAUGUAUCUGUUCCCUUCUGACUCAUGGGAUCCUCUUAGAACAGCCAAGUUAUAGUCAUCAAAUGUGUUGCCCUAACAUGGUGAGCGGUGUUGUAAAGGAGCUCGUUGCUGACUAGCAUGAAAGCAGAAGCAACUGAAUCAAAAGCAAUUGCAAAAACAUUACAGCCUUAAUACAUACUUUUCUGAAGGACCAAGCAUUGCCUAUACUAGAGAUGGAAAGUUUUGCUGAGUUGACUUAAGCUGAGCAGGUCAUUGCUGCUACUUUCCAUGUACUGAACUUUACACUUUUCAGUGAUGGAAAGCGUUUUCAAAUGUGGGAAGUCGUGUUUACCAUGUAGCAGUGGUUAGAAAGUUCUUUGUACUUGUGGAAUACAAGAUUGGUAAAGUGAUGUGGCUUUUUUUUAUUUGUAGAUGUUCUGCAUUUAAUUUUUGGUAAAGGAUGAAUUGUCUUUCACACCGAAAUAUGUUUAGUUUUGGUGUUUUAUUGACUCUUCUUUACAAGAAGGAAUUGGUGGGAGAAGUGAAACAGCCUAAAAAACCUACAAGUUUGUCAAGGGGGGAAAGACAAUGCAAGCCAGAGGUCUUAACGAGCAGUUUACACUGUGAUGACAUCCAUAAACUUCAUUUAAAAAAAAAAUAAUAAUUUUUUUUUCUCCUAGCCUGCUCAGAAUUUGCAUUAAUUCCACAGUAUGUGUUGGAUAAGGUUCUAACUUUUUCCAAAAGGUAAAAAAGCAUCCUGCCACUUCACCUCCUUCUGAGAAAGGGUCUUUGCUGUUUCAUCAGACAUAAAAGGAUAUCAGUCUUCAAGGAAGUAGGUAUUCAAGGUAUCCUGAUGAGGUCUAGAAGUUAAGAUUGCUGACAGAAUGACUUUGCUGACGGAAGAGUCAUUUUAUUCUUUGAAAUCAGACAUUAAAAAAAAAAGAAAA
Messenger RNA from Lagopus muta (rock ptarmigan), 7210 nucleotides. It is a transcript of the gene AQR, whose product is annotated as aquarius intron-binding spliceosomal factor. Lineage: Eukaryota; Metazoa; Chordata; Aves; Galliformes; Phasianidae. The coding region runs from base 18 to 4556 and encodes 1512 amino acids. The transcript has 35 exons. Gene Ontology annotation, cellular component: catalytic step 2 spliceosome. The record is from RefSeq and is a predicted model, not a curated record. Gene Ontology annotation, molecular function: mRNA binding; helicase activity. Gene Ontology annotation, biological process: mRNA splicing, via spliceosome.